AUGAAUAUAUCCCUGUUGGAUAACACUUUCAGUUCUCAGCCAGGUCACAUAGGCAACUGCCUAUUUCGGCCUAAGCCUAUCAGGAUUUCAAAAUUUGCAGAUAAGAAUGUUUCCCUCAUGGGGGGUCUGAAUAUGGUAAAGAAGGGUUCGGAAGAUCUGGUAGAAAUUGAUUCGUCCACUUGUUACCAGUGUCUCGUGUUGAGGAAGAUCCCUUAUAAUAAUCUUCCGUCUAUUGGACGAGCCUUCAACAAAAAGAUUGACAAUUUUAUUCCAAUUGGGAAGGGGAGUGAAAAGGGAAAUGGCAAUCUAAUGCCAAUCGAUCCUAAUUACUACAGGAGUAAUGAAACUUUCGUUGCUAUGGACAGUUUCUACAAUAAAGCAAAUGAAGCUUAUAUGUCAGCAGGUCCUACUUAUGAUAAUGGGAGAAUAGAUAUUGCAUCUAUCACUUCAAUUCAAGGUCAGCAGGAUGCAACUGUUGCAUCACUAGGAACUGUUUACAGUAAAGGAAAUUCCAGUUUCCUAUCAAUGAGCCAAAGCCAUAAUAAGGGGAAUGACACCACUAUACCUUAUGGAGGCUUUCAUGAUAAUCUAUUAGCAAGCUAUCCCUCUUUCAUGCUCAUAAGCAACCGGAGUCCUUUACUAAAUCAUUCCUCAGCUCAACCUUCAGGAGCAUUACAACCGAAAGAUUUUGCAAAGUACCAAAAUAUAAAUUCUGUUUCAGCAUGUACUUCAUGGAGAGGAAGCGGCCCCAAGAAUAAGGAGAAGAAGACUAAUGUCCAUUCAAACAACUUCCCCUCAAACGUUAAAAUUUUGUUAUCAACUGGUAUAUUUGAAGGAGUUCCUGUGAAGUACGUUUCGUGGUCAAGGGAGAAAAAUCUUCCUGGAGCGGUAAAAGGGACUGGUUAUUUGUGUGGUUGCAAUGAUUGCAAACUUUCCAAAACCAAACACCCGAAUACUCACAUUUACUUUGAGAAUGGGAAGAGCAUUUAUGCUGUUGUCCAAGAACUGAAGAGUACCCCUCGGGACAUGCUAUUUGCGACAAUAGAAAAUGUGACUGGAUCUCUUGUAAACCAGAAAAAUUUGCAUACUUGGACAGCUGAUGUGCGUGCAGCUGGUGUACGUGACCUUACCUUAUUGGGAACAUUAGAUAUUGAUACUGAGCGCUGA
This is a messenger RNA of Fraxinus pennsylvanica, 1167 nucleotides long. Lineage: Eukaryota; Viridiplantae; Streptophyta; Magnoliopsida; Lamiales; Oleaceae. The record is from the annotation of a GenBank genome assembly.